AUGGCCGAUAACCAGGCCCCAACCCCAGAGUCAUCCAGCCAGGGUCGCGGCAGUCGUCGCCGCGGCCGCGGAGGGGCAGCUUCCUCCGGCCGUGGAGAUUCGCAACACAAUGCCGGCGAUGGAGAAAGACGCCCUAAACCUCGCACCCGCGGCGGCGGUCGUGGCGGCGGCGGCGGCGGCGGCGAUGCAGGCCGACAAAAUCGCAAUACCGAUCAGACCAGCAACCACGAUACUCAGCCCUCGAAAGCCGCGACGCCAGCAACAAAGAAACCGGUAGAAGCGGCUGUAGACGAUGCAGAUGAUGGGGAAGUCUGUUUUAUUUGUGCCUCUGCUGUCGAACAUACCUCGGUGUCCCCCUGUAACCAUAGGACGUGUCAUAUUUGUGCGCUUCGGUUGCGGGCACUGUACAAGAACAAAGCCUGUGCUCAUUGCAGGACCGAAUCGAACUACGUAAUUUUCACAGAUGAUCCAGUGCGACGAUAUGAGGAGUUCGACAAGAAAGACUUUGCUCGUACGGAUGAGAACCUUGGGAUUGAAUACGGAAGCGAUGAGAUCUUCGAAGAUACAGUGCUGUUGCUGCGAUAUAACUGUCCGGACGAGGACUGCGAUGUGGCCUGUCUGGGAUGGCCAGACUUGCACCGCCAUGUAAAGAGCAAGCACAGCAAAGUUAUGUGUGAUCUUUGUACUCGUAACAAGAAGGUCUUUACUCAUGAGCAUGAACUAUUCACCAUGGCAGAAUUGCGUAAGCACGAAAAGUCUGGCGAUGACAAGCCUGGAGCUAUAGACCAGAGCGGCUUUAGGGGACAUCCAGAGUGUGGUUUCUGCCGUCAACGGUUCUAUGGGGACGACGAGCUGUACACCCACUGCCGCGAUAAACACGAACGUUGCCACAUCUGUGACCGACGCUCCUCCCAUCGUCAACAACAAUACUAUAUUGACUACAACGCACUAGAAAACCACUUCCAUAAGGAUCAUUUUGCUUGCCUGGAUAAGGAAUGUUUGGAAAAAAAGUUCGUUGUUUUCGAGUCGCAAAUGGACUUGAAGGCUCACCAACUCGAGGCACAUCCCGAAGGCCUUUCUAAGGACGUUCGGCGAGACGCGAGAAUGGUUGAUCUGGCCGAAUUCGAUAACAUGCGCACUCCUUACCAACAGCAACGCCAGCGUCGGGGUGCCGGCCGAGGCCGUGACCCCAACGCCGAGCCACUACCAGUCUCUAGUGCACAGCCAAUGACCCGUGCGGAAGUUGCAUACCAGCGACAGAUGGCUAUACAGAGUUCUCAGUCUAUCUCAACACGAAACUUUGGCGGCCAGCUGACUCGAGAUGACGUCCAACCCGUGCGUGCUCCAGAGCGAUCCGCCGCUGCCACUCCAGUACGGUCUGCCCCCGCUCCACGCUCUCAGCCUCUCCCUACUGCAGCAUUUGAAGGUCUGAAUAUUUCUGCCAACUCUGCGCCAGCCACUGCGCAAGACCAGACCAGGAGAAUGCGCCAUGAGGCUGUGAUUGAACGUGCUUCUAAUCUUCUCCACAAUGAUCCCACCAAACUCGCCGAAUUCCGCAGCAGAGUAUCAAGCUACCGCGCCUCUUCCAUCUCCGCCAACGAGCUCAUUGAUGCAUUCUUCUCGUUGUUUGACACAUCCAGCACAGAACUGGGAAAGCUCAUCAAGGAGCUCGCUGAGAUCUACGAGGACGAGUCCAAGCGCUCUGGUCUCCUGCGAGCCUGGAAUGACUGGCGUGCCAUCAACGAGGAUUACCCAGCCCUUCCAGCCGGUGGUCUCCUACCUGGAAUGUCACCAGGGAACACUGGUGGCAAACGCGUCUUACGCUUGAAAUCAUCAACAGCUAAAUCCUCUCGUUCCGUCGUGGGCAGAAGCGGCGCCCUCCCAAACGCCCCCUCCAACCCCUUCCCUCCUCUCUCUGCUGCAGCCGGCCCUUCUCGCCGUGGAAAAACACCCGCUACCCCUUGGGCAACAGCAGCCCCACCGCCAUCUUUCUCCCGUCCUGCGAUGCCUAGCCCGGUCAGCCGCCCAUCGUCUGCAGCACCGUCUUCCAGUCGCACGCCUGCCACCCCCGCCCCCAGCGGUGCUGAUUCCUUCCCCGCUCUCCCUGCAGCGGCCAAGCCCAAUGUUCUCAUGGCUGGCAAGACUCGUGGUACCGUCCGUUGGAAUGAUAACCGCGGCCCUGCCCCGAACGCAUGGGGUUCAAACCCUAGUUCUGGAACUGCCUCUCCAGCUGAACCCAGCAAUGACGACUCAAGUAGCGGCAAGAAAGGAAAGAAGAACAAGGGAAAGCAAACCCUGUUCCACUUCGGUUAA
This is a messenger RNA of Penicillium vulpinum, 2313 nucleotides long. RefSeq names its product E3 ubiquitin-protein ligase HEL2. Gene Ontology annotation, molecular function: ribosome binding; ubiquitin protein ligase activity. The transcript is spliced from 3 exons. Gene Ontology annotation, biological process: rescue of stalled cytosolic ribosome; protein ubiquitination. Bases 1 to 2313 code for a protein of 770 amino acids. Lineage: Eukaryota; Fungi; Ascomycota; Eurotiomycetes; Eurotiales; Aspergillaceae. The record is from RefSeq and is a predicted model, not a curated record.